Messenger RNA from Miscanthus lutarioriparius, 1125 nucleotides. The record is from the annotation of a GenBank genome assembly. Lineage: Eukaryota; Viridiplantae; Streptophyta; Magnoliopsida; Poales; Poaceae.
AUGCGGCGCGCCGCGCUGUCGUUGCUCCUCGUAUGCGCGGUGGCGCGUGCUGCCGCGGUCGUCACCGACGGUCUUCUUCCGAACGGCAACUUCGAGGAUGGCCCGCCCAAGUCGGAGCUGGUGAACGGCACGGUGGUGUCGGGCGCCAACGCCAUCCCUCGCUGGGAGACCUCCGGCUUCGUGGAGUACAUCGAGUCGGGGCACAAGCAGGGCGACAUGCUGCUGGUGGUGCCGCAGGGCGCGCACGCGGUGCGCCUCGGCAACGAGGCCGCCAUCCGGCAGCGCCUGCCCGUGACGCGCGGCGCCUACUACGCCAUCACCUUCAGCGCGGCGCGGACGUGCGCGCAGGCGGAGACGCUCAACGUGUCGGUGAGCCCCGAGUGGGGGGUGCUCCCCAUGCAGACUAUCUACGGCAGCAACGGCUGGGACUCGUACGCCUGGGCCUUCAAGGCCAAGUUCGACGCCGUGACGCUCGUCAUCCACAACCCCGGCGUGGAGGAGGACCCCGCCUGCGGCCCGCUCAUCGACGGCGUCGCCAUCCGGGCGCUGUACCCGCCGACGCUGGUCAGGGGCAACAUGCUCAAGAACGGCGGCUUCGAGGAGGGGCCCUACUUCCUGCCCAACGCGUCGUGGGGCGUGCUCGUGCCGCCCAACAUCGAGGACGACCACUCGCCGCUGCCCGCCUGGAUGAUCGUCUCCUCCAAGGCCGUCAAGUACGUGGACGCCGCGCACUUCGCCGUGCCCCAUGGCGCGCGCGCCGUCGAGCUGGUGGGCGGCAGGGAGAGCGCGCUGGUGCAGGAGGUGCGCACCGUGCCCGGGUGGAACUACCGCCUCGCCUUCGCCGUGGGGGACUCCGGCGACGGAUGCACGGGGUCCAUGGUCGCCGAGGCCUACGCGGCGCGCGCCACCGUCAAGGUGCCGUACGAGUCCAAGGGCACCGGAGGGUUCAAGCGCGCCGUGCUCGACUUCACGGCCAUCGCCAACCGCACCCGCGUCGUCUUCCAGAGCACCUUCUACCACAUGAAGGCCGACGGCGCGCUCUGUGGCCCGCUCGUCGACGACGCCUCGCUCGUCGGACUGCGCAAGAAGCCCGCCGCCGGCCGCCGCCUGCUGCAGUUCCUGUAA